AUGGCGGGGCAGACCCGCCCCCUGGCGCGGCGCGCCGUGGCCCUGGCCCCCAGCCAUGGCAGGGCGAGGUGCCCUCGGCCACCGGCGCGGCGGCGAGGUGGCCCCGGCGCGGCUGCUCCCCGGCAAGGGCGCGGCUCGAUGGGCCCUCGGCGCACGGCGGCUCCACCGGCGCGAGCGGCUGCUCCCCCGGCGCCGCGGCGCUCGGGCGGGGUGGACUCCAACGCCGUCGCGGCUACAACGUCGAGCGAACUUGAGCACACCGCCUGUUUCUUCCCGUUCGCUGCCUGUGUCUUUCGCCGCCUUCCUCAGCAUCACCUCUACCACCACCAUCCCGGCGAAGCCAAUAGCAUCGCAAGCAUACCUCUUCUGGUGCGCGCGAGGCCUCCGGCGUCAGCAGCUCCAGACGAGAGGAAGGUAUACAGCUGCAGCACCCCAAAUUCCUUUCUGUGCUUCGUCAUGCUAAGGAAACUGGACAUAAUGGUUUAUCUGUGGCUCAAGUUCAUAGCAGCAUCAAAUACGGAUACAUUUUCCAAUCCAACAAUUUCAGGGACUUCUGAUCCUCUUUAUACCAACAAGAUGCAUGAUUGA
Miscanthus lutarioriparius is the source of this 588-nucleotide messenger RNA. Lineage: Eukaryota; Viridiplantae; Streptophyta; Magnoliopsida; Poales; Poaceae. The record is from the annotation of a GenBank genome assembly.